Messenger RNA from Penaeus monodon (black tiger shrimp), 3107 nucleotides. RefSeq lists its product as uncharacterized. Lineage: Eukaryota; Metazoa; Arthropoda; Malacostraca; Decapoda; Penaeidae. The record is from RefSeq and is a predicted model, not a curated record.
AGAUCCUCCAUGGCCCUCUGCUCUACAUCCCCUUCCUCAGCCCUGAGAGUGUGCAGGCACAUCUCCGGGACAUCCAUGAUGGGCACGACUUCCUUCCCUUGGAGAUUGAAGAGAGCUACCUAAAUGGAGGAAAGUUUGUGUUCCGCAAAGGGAGAUCCUGUCUCUUCACCGCACCUCUGAAUUCUUCUACAAAAGGAGACGGAAUGAGAAUAAACAGUAGCAAUGAUGCUGAGGCGUUUGUUGGAAGUUGUGUAAACAUCGUGAUCCUCAAUGGCCUGUGCUUCCCCCCAUCAGUGUUCGGAAGGUGCAAGGCAGCCAUGCCAGUAAGUGGAAGAGAGAACGGAGAACCGAGGAGAUGCCUGACGGGGAAAGUCAUCCUUAGUGACCACCUUGGAAAGUCAGUUGCUUCACUUCAGUUGUCCAUCAGUUUGAGAAGUCUUGGAGAAGAUAUUGCCCUUCAUGCAAGACAUUUUGGUACUACUAAUGGAGAGGAAAAACAGUCAGUACCGGGUGUGGUUCCUCUGCGCAAAUUUAGUGAAGACUUGUCAAGUCCUAAUCAUGAGCUCAGUUCCAGGAGGGUAAGACUUGACAAGACCAUCAGUCUUCUGCAGGAAAGAGAAAACAGUAAAAAGACACCAUCUAAUUAUGUUCAUGGCACAGUACUUGAGCAGUCCUAUGUAUUCAAUCAACAUUUUGUGGAUCCAGGAAGUGGAAGUUCAAAAUAUGGUUCCCAAAGGAGUCAUGAGUCAUCAGAGGUCAUUGCCAUGAAGAUUGCUGAGUUUGAGAGAAAUGUGCAAGGUAAUUCCAAGGAAUUUCUGAGUGCACCUGUUGUGAGCCCCAGAAUAGGAGGGAAUCUGCCACAGCCCUCACCACUCCUCUUUACUGGCCAUGAUGCAGAGGCAGAGAGACUAUGGAAUUACAAAAUGAAAGAAGUUGGGGGUUAUGUCCUGGACUUUGACAAUGACAGCAGUGAAUCCCUCCCUACAAGUGAGGGAGGAGAAAAUGUCUCAAAGAGUGAGGAUAAAACUGAGAAAAUAGAAAAACAGAAAAAGACUAUAGAAAAACAUAAAGACUCAAGAGAGAUGGAGACCAAGAAGAUAAAUUCUGCCAGGGAAAAGUCUCAGAGGAAUCUAAAGAACAUGAAAAAGUCAGAUAAUAGGAAGUCAGUGAAGCACACAGAAGGUAUGAAAAGGCCCACAGGCUGGCUGCGCAGUACUCCCAUUGCUCCCUACAGAAUGCACACUGAGCCUCCACGUCCCAAACUCACCCGGACCUCUCUCUUACGAAGGGCAAAGCUUGACCCAGAGCUUGCGAAGCAGCUACGUGCCGAGGUGGACUUCCAGGUCAAGCAGAAACUUAAGAUUCUAGAUGAAGCUUUCAAAGAGGAGAUGUUAAAUUUACGAAAGAAAAAGCUCAUGAAGUCAGCCAGGCAAACUAAGAUGGCUGCAAGUUCCCAGACAGAGGAUGAGAGAGUUGAGGAUGACCUCCUAGUGGAAAGAAAGCCCUGGUCUGGCCUUGAGGAUUUCUCUCAGCAGACAGAUGUCUUCCACCAAAAGUCUCACCAGUUUACCCAAAUGGGAGAUAGUUUCACAGGGGAAAUGGAUGCUGGUGAUAGGGUAAGUCGUGAUGAAUCUCCUAUUAAUCAUGCAACAUUUGAUCUAAGAAAGGGAAGGGGAGGCCUGCUGAGGGGUGAAACAUAUGAUGUAGAUUUGACUGAAAGAAUAGGGAGUCCCUUUUCUGUAAAGGAAGCUCAGAGUAUUAAACCAUCCCAUAAUGAGUACAACCAUAGAAAUGGUCUUCUUGAUGCAUCCACAAAUAGGAAUAAUAAAUCAAAGAAAGUUGUUCCCAAUAGAAAAGAUUAUGACUCAUGUGAAGGUAAUAAGGUAACUGAAAGUGCUCAGAAACAAACUUCUGACCAUUCUCAGUCCAUUACUGAAAGUGAACCAAAGCAAAGACGGAAAGGUAGUAACACCACCAACAGAAUUCGUGAUAGCAAAAUGAAACCUACACACAAAGUAUCAUCAAAACAAGAUACAAGUUCUAAAGGAUCUUCCUCAGAAUCUUUACAGGAAAUAUCUAUAGAAGAAAACUUGGUCAGAUCCUCAAGCAGCAAGAGUGGUUCACAAUCCAUGGCAGUUGUCACAAAUUCUGGUAGUAGAAGGGCUAGUAGUGUUCAGAGUGAUUCUAAAGCCACAGACAGUGAGGCCUCAGAGGUGAGUGAGGCAUCCAACCUUUCUGCAGAAGUGUACCAAGAAAUCCUAAGGGGGAAGAAAGCUGAUAUUCUCCUGAGCAAUGGCAGCAAAAGCAGUAGAGUACAGGAAGCUGUAAGUAUUUCUUCAGCUGCAGAGGAAAUAGUUACAGCAGAGGAUGAUUCUGCAGAGGAUGUAAGCCAAGGGAAUAAGAAGAGCAACAUUCUCCAACAGUUAAGCAAAGCCAGAGGUAAAGGUCUAAUAAACUCCAGGACAUACAGCAUCAAGGAAGGCCAAGGACUUGAUGCAACUUACAAAAUUCCGGUCAUACAUGGUUCUAGCUCAGAAAGUGAUCCUGUUUUCAGAGGUAGAAACAGUGAGACCAAAUUUUAUGCACACAACCAAUCCUUAUAUUCACCAGGGUCUGGAAAAGGACCUGCCAGUGUUGAGGUGAAACACAAAGAUACUCGAAACACAAGAUUACAAGUCAUGAAGAAAGGAACUCCAUCACCAAGAGUGAAAGAGGAGGAGGAGGAGGAGGAAGGAACCAUCAGUGACAUAAGUGCCCGCAUCGCUGCUCUCUUGCUGCCCAAGAAGGUUGAAGUUGCAUCAUUGCAUACAGACUCCAUCAGCUCUUAUAUGCCUUCAGAUGUUGAUGGCACUCUCUCUAGUCUCUCUGACAUGUCUUAGUUCAAAGUAAUUUAAUUUUAUUGUGACAUGUUGGAAACUGGAAACAAAUGAAUGCAGCUGAGUGUCUGUAGUCUUCUGUUAAAAAAUACUAUGUACACUAAGGAAUCCUUACUCUGUUUUUGAAAGGAAAAGGAUUCCUUAUUGCUUUGAUUCAGAGUGGCUGAUUCUCAUUUUAUGCAAAGAAAAAAGCUUUACCAAGAUUACUUUACCUGCCUAGUAUUAGCAAAC